AUGUUCGAGGAAUUCAAGAAGGCAAUAACUGAAGAAUUCGAGAUGGUAGACAUCGGGCUAUCAGCAUACUAUCUCGGAGUGGAAGUAAAGCAACUCAAACAUGGAGUUUUCAUCACACAAGAACUACGCAAAGGAGAUCCUGAAGAAGUUCAAAAUGGAGGAUUGCAACCCAAUCAACACAUCGGUGGAAUGCGGGAUCAAGCUGUCGGAUAUAUUUUACGCUACAGGGCUCGUAAGUCGCUACAUGGAGAAUCCAACCAUCACCCACUUCAAGGCAGCGAAGAUAAUACCGCGAUGUCUCAAAGGCUUGUUGGCUACAACGAUAGUGAUUGGGCUGGAAACACUGAUGACCGUAAUAGUACAAGUGAAUAUGUGUUCUACAUAGAAGACAAUGCUUUCAUUUGGAUGUCUAGCAACCCAUUGUCACUUUAUCAACCUGUGAAGCCAAAUAUGUGA
This is a messenger RNA of Salvia hispanica, 456 nucleotides long. The record is from RefSeq and is a predicted model, not a curated record. NCBI's taxonomy places the organism in Eukaryota, Viridiplantae, Streptophyta, Magnoliopsida, Lamiales, Lamiaceae.